UCUUGAUGCACAUUUUUCCUUGCAAGAGCCUUUUCUCCUUAAAUUGUUUUUCUUUUCUUUCUUUCUUUCUUUCUCCAUCAUUAUAUGUUAUGUAUCUUCCUUAAAAGAAAAAUAUAAUUCAGAGAGAGAUGGGUAAGUACAAUCUUAUGGAGGAGAAGGCUGUUCAUAGUUACAGCCAUAAAUUCAUGGACAGCCUUGAAGAGAAAGUCUCUGUGUUUCUUGAUGAAGAUUUUCUUGAUUCUAAUAACCCUUCUUUUGAUUGUGAUGAUGAUGAUGAUGACUGGAUUGAAUUUGAUGAAUCUGGUGAUGGUAAUUUGCAGAACUCCAUGGAAAGAACCUUGUUCUGGGAAUCACAAGAAGCCUUGCUUCAGGAGCUUUUGGAACGUAACAGCCUAACAGGUUCAAAAUUGAGGCAAGAGAUUAAUAGAAUCAUACAAGUAGCAAAAGGUACAGACUUCUGCAAUUGCCUCAACUCCAAUUCAGAUGCCUGCAUUUCCUGUUUGAGACAAAGGGUUGUUCAUUUUCUCUGCCAAAAAGGAUUCAAUGCUGCUCUAUGCACAUCCAAGUGGAAACGCACUAAGAAGUUCCCAGGAGGGAAACAUGAGUACAUUGAGGUGAUAGCAAGCACUAGUGGAAGGAAGAAGCAAAUUCCAUACCUAAUAGAAUUGGAAUUCAGUGACCAAUUUGAGAUGGCAAAAGCAUGUGAAGAAUACAGGAAGCUUGUAUCCCAGUUACCAAAAUAUUACAUAGGAAAAGCUGACUACCUCAAUGCCAUUGUUGGUGUUGUAUGUGAAUCAGCCAAGAGAUCAAUGAAGGAGCAGAAAAUCCAUAUGGGUCCGUGGCGAAAGAGAAGCUUUAUGCAAAUGAAAUGGUCUAAUUCUUCUGCACCAAGAGGUCUCACCGAUGAAUCUUCAAAUAAAUCUUCCCUACUUUCCUCAAGGCAAUCUCAUGAUUCUCGCUUGCAACUCUCUGCAGUAAGAGUCACUUAAUCAGAAGCUCACUAUAAGCAACAUCAAAAAGAAGAAAAAUGGAAAAACAAAGAAAAAAGGAAAAAGGCAUUGCUGGGUUUGAUAUAUAGAAAAGUUUUUAGUUCUCUUCUUUCUGGUUUUUCAUAUAUGCAAACACUACCAGUACACAUUGUGCGAGUAGUGGGUAGGGUUUUUUGAAAAAUGAGUAUCUGUAAUUGCAUUUCGCAGCGGCUGAGGAGAUUGAGAAGAGUUGAUAUAUAUAAUAUAUAUAUAUAUAAACAGAUGCUAGGGCAGACCCCGGAGCAGAUGCUUAAGUUUCAUCUUCAGGGUCAGCCAUGUAGAAAUUUGUAGGUUUGUUAAAGUUUUAUGUUAGAUGUUGCACUGCGUAAUGGUGCUAGUGUUUGUGUAUGGGUGAUGCUAAUAUUUCCUUUUGAGAUGUGCUGUCAGGAUGUGUUACUUGUCUGUUAUGUACGAGUGCCCAAGUCUCAUCAAUAUAAUGAAGCAAGAGUUCUUUCAGGGAACUCCUUUGUCUCAA
Molecule: messenger RNA, 1503 nt
Organism: Ricinus communis (castor bean)
Lineage: Eukaryota; Viridiplantae; Streptophyta; Magnoliopsida; Malpighiales; Euphorbiaceae
Exons: 3
Coding region: 129-989 (286 amino acids)
Source: RefSeq, a predicted model, not a curated record